Molecule: messenger RNA, 2613 nt
Organism: Orycteropus afer afer
Lineage: Eukaryota; Metazoa; Chordata; Mammalia; Tubulidentata; Orycteropodidae
Gene: ZBTB39
Product: zinc finger and BTB domain containing 39
Biological process (GO): regulation of cytokine production; regulation of immune system process; negative regulation of transcription by RNA polymerase II
Molecular function (GO): protein binding
Source: RefSeq, a predicted model, not a curated record
GCGGCGGCUGCGAUGGUGCUCGGGGCCCCGCGGAGCCGGAUUAACCGUGCUGAUACGGAGGCAACUUCAUAGGAGCUGCUAAAAUGGGCAUGAGGAUCAAACUGCAAAGCACCAACCACCCCAACAACCUACUGAAGGAACUCAACAAGUGCCGGCUUUCAGAGACCAUGUGCGAUGUCACCAUAGUGGUGGGGAGCCGCUCCUUCCCAGCCCACAAGGCUGUGCUGGCCUGUGCAGCUGGCUACUUCCAGAACCUCUUCCUGAAUACUGGGCUUGAUGCUGCCAGGACUUAUGUGGUAGACUUUAUCACCCCUGCCAACUUUGAGAAGAUUCUGAGUUUUGUCUACACGUCAGAGCUCUUUACAGACCUGAUCAAUGUUGGGGUCAUCUAUGAAGUGGCAGAGCGUCUGGGCAUGGAAGACCUCCUCCGGGCCUGUCACUCUACCUUCCCUGAUCUGGAGAGCACUGCUGUGGCCAAGCCCUUGACCAGCACCAGUGAGAGCCACUCUGGUACCCUGAGUUGUACCUCAGCAGAACCUGUCCAUCCCCUUGGAGAACUCCGAGGUGGUGGGGAGCACUUUGGUCCUGAUAGAAACUAUGUGUUGCCCAGUGAUGCUGGAGGAAGCUAUAAAGAGGAAGAGAGAAAUGUUACCAGUGACAUGAACCCCAGCCUGCCACAGCUGCCGCCGCCACCAAAGACAGAAGAGCAUGAUGCCUCUGCUCCCUUCACAUCCAUUCCCAGUACAGUGACCCAGCCAGGCCUCAGCACUGUCAGCAUGGGCAUCCAGACCAGCAUGAGCUCCUGCCAGCCACACAAAGUUCAAAGCAAUGGAGACUUCAGUAAAAACAGCUUUUUUGCUCCUGACAGUGCAAUAGACAUUACCACUGGGAACAACUGCUGUCUGAGCAAUAGUGAGCACUCCAAAGAUCCGAGCUUUGGGCAGAUGGAUGAGCUCCAGCUGGAGGACCUGGCGGAGGACGAUUUGCAGUUUGAAGACCCCACUGAAGAGAUAGGCACAGCUGAGGAGGUGAUUGAGCUGAGUGACGACAGUGAGGAUGAACUGACAUUUGGAGAGAAUGACAACCGGGAGAAUAAGGCCAUGCCUUGCCAAGUGUGCAAGAAAGUUCUGGAGCCCAACAUCCAGCUGAUCCGGCAGCAUGCUCGGGAGCACGUCGACCUGCUGACAGGCAACUGCAAAGUCUGUGAGACCCACUUCCAGGACCGAAACUCCCGGGUGACCCAUGUCCUGUCCCACAUUGGUAUUUUCCUCUUCUCCUGUGACAUGUGUGAAACCAAGUUCUUUACCCAGUGGCAGCUGACCCUUCACCGACAGGAUGGAAUAUUUGAGAACAACAUCAUUGUCCAUCCCAAUGAUCCCCUGCCUGGGAAGCUAGGCCUGUUUUCAGGGGCAGCCUCCCCAGAGUUAAAAUGUGCUGCUUGUGGAAAGGCAUUGGCCAAAGAUUUCCAUGUAGUCCGGGGCCACAUCCUUGACCAUCUAAACUUGAAGGGCCAGGCUUGCAGUGUCUGUGACCAGCGCCACCUCAACCUCUGCAGCCUCAUGUGGCACACGCUGUCCCAUCUUGGCAUUUCAGUCUUCUCCUGCUCUGUCUGUGCCAACAGCUUUGUGGACUGGCACCUGCUGGAAAAGCACAUGACUGUUCACCAAAGCCUGGAAGAUGCUCUCUUCCGCUGUCACUUGUGCAGCCAGAGCUUUAAGUCGGAGGCUGCCUAUCGCUACCACGUCAGCCAGCACAAAUGUAACAGUGGCCUUGAUGUGCGGCCUGGUUUUGGACUACAGCACCCAGCUCUCCAGAAGCGGAAGCUGCCAGCAGAGGAGUUCCUGAGUGAGGAGCUGGCUCUGCAGGGCCAACCUGGAAAUAGCAAGUACAGCUGCAAGGUCUGUGGCAAAAGGUUUGCCCACACCAGUGAGUUCAACUACCACCGGCGGAUCCACACAGGCGAGAAGCCGUACCAGUGUAAGGUGUGCCAUAAGUUCUUCCGAGGCCGCUCGACCAUUAAGUGCCACCUGAAGACACACUCAGGAGCCCUCAUGUAUCGCUGCACUGUCUGUGGCCACUACAGUUCCACCCUUAACCUCAUGAGUAAGCACGUCGGUGUGCACAAAGGCAGCCUCCCGCCCGACUUUACCAUUGAGCAGACCUUCAUGUACAUUAUCCAUUCCAAAGAGGCAGAGAAGAACCCAGACAGCUGACUGGGUCCCAUCAGAGCCAGAGGAACUCCUAGGGGCCAGCCAGGACACUGAUUUUCUCAUGGCUGUUGGUCUCUCCUCAGCUGAAGUUACAAUUUUGCCUUGCUAGGAAUUCUGUUCUGUGUUGUGUUUAAGGAAGAAACAUGAAGAAAUAGCACAUAAGCUGAGUUACUGUUUUUGAGAAGCAAUGGCCCUAUCGCGUUUACCUCCAUACCUGUUCUUGCCCAUGAAGGGCUGUGCGUUUGAUUCUUUUGAGGCUAGUUUUGGGAUCUAAUCAAGCAGUUGGUGUCAACUAGAUCCCUUUGUCAGCCUCUCUAGUUUUAGUUUACUGAUAGGUUUUAUGCUGCUAAGAGUCCAACCCCAGCCUCACUGAAUAGAGGAGGUGGAGAGAGGUUUUCUCUGU